AUGGCCGACGCCGGCGGCAUAUCCAAUGCAAGCCUAGCUACGGUCGAAAUCACAUCACACAAUGGGUGCCACGGGCGCCAGCUGCGGCGUCGCUGGCUGCCCUAUGUCUCGGGGCCUGCUGCCGUAAGGCCGUCACGAGCAGAUUUCGCGACGGGAUGGACGAGACGUGGUAGAGGUGGAUAAAUUCGUGAGAAACCUCACGCUCACUCGUCCUCUCGCCUGUCGCCUUGUUGCUGUCGUUGUUGAUCCCAUAUGAAAGCAUACUAAGUAUGAAAGCACUUCCACAACGAUGUACACUACAAGCUGGUUCAGGGAAAUGGAUACAAGAAGAUUCAACAGCAAAACUUCACGCCGUUUUUAGGAGUUAGACUCUGAAACUUUGCACACAUGUACCUUGGGUCAUUACAAAACGCUGUGUGGAGGGGCCUUUUUUUUUUCCCCGUCGCCGGAUAUCCGGGGUCCUAGAGAUUUCGGGGUCGUGUGCGGCUCCUGGGACCCCGAAUAACUGGCGACCAUGGAAGGAAAUGAAAUAGGCCCCGCCACACAGCGUUUCGUAUUGACCCAAGGUACAUGUGUGCAAAGUUUCAGAGUCUAACUCAUGAAAACGGCGUGAAGUUUUCAGCUCUUAGGCCAUGAAGUAUUUCGCAUCCUGGAUUUCCCCAAACUACUUGAUUAAAGUAUGAAACGGCGAAAUUCAGGUUCUUUUGGCGCCCAAACGACCCCAUUUCAUCAGUUUAUCGAAUUAGUUCAUGAAAAUUCAUACACACGGUCUUUGGUAUAUGUAGGUAAGGUAGAAUCAAGAAAAAAAAAUCACAUAUUGGGACAGAUUUUUGGGGUCCCGCAAAAGGGGCUAUCUCCAACGCAGUUUGGCCCACCGACGGCAAGUCAUAAAUCGACCAUUUUUCGACCGUAUUAGGCCAGUUUAUGGAAGAUGUCGACGAAACUCCAUGCGAAGCUUCAUUGCACUGUAACGGUGUCGUUGGUUAGAGAAAGAAUCACAAACAGCCAUGUUACCGGCAUGUUGGGGUCUGCAAGAGAAUCUACCUACUUUUUAGACGGAAACACCGACCGUGCUGUCCCGAAGAGAGAUUUUUUAUCAUCGCAGCGCGGCCUUGUGCCAGCUUAACUGGGUGAUAAAACACUGUUGAUUCAUGCACCGAGAACGCAAACAUGCCAACAUGCAUGGACCGGUUUGCUGAGGGUCACACCGCACCGAACGAAUAACAUGUCGAGACGGGAUAACCCGAUCGACAGGCAUGAAAAACGCACCCAGUCCAUCACUUCAUAAAAAAAUACAACCGUACUCUGUGCAACCAAUGCACUGGGCUAUAGGAACUGUUCCAAAAUAAUCAAAGACAUAUCAACCGGUUAUCCGGGGUUGCGUGCACGUCGCAUGGAGAAGAAAGGUCCGGCGAGUGCUUGUAGUCGUUCAUACUCCGCCUUGCACUCGAGGGCUGCUGCCUUGUCCUUCUCGACUUGUUGACGGGCAGCUGCGGCUUCGACGGCGAGCCUUGAAGCCUCGUCCAACGCCGCGGCCGCUGCGUGUGCGGCGAGAACCUCCGGAGGGUCGGCCACGCUGAUGUCGCUCGUGGGUGCAUCAAUCACCGGGGGUGGCUGCUCGUGAGGCUCCAGCAGCGUGACGUGUUGCCCCUUCGUUAGCGUGGAGAACAUAGCCACGGCCUGUGCGUCCAUUGCAGCAGCCUCCUGGUCGCACUCUGCAACCCGCCGCUCCAUGUAUCUCCUCCGCUGUUCUGAUUUGCGAUCGCGCCUGACGUACGCAAACGCCCGGCGCCCGAGUCCGGCGUUACGCAACCUGCUGCAGCGUAGGCGCAUCAGGAUUCUGGCCUCCUGCUGCAACCCCCUCAAAGCUCUGGCGCGUUCCGCUUGUUUUUGGAUGGCACACUUCUUGGCGACUUCGCAACUCACCGUGCUUGGGCGACAAGCUCCGCCUUCGCAUGGGCUUCUCCAGCUCACUUGUCCAGUUGUCCGCGUCUCCGAGCGCUUCCGCCUUCGUCUCAUACGUGAAGGCGGUGUUCUUGCGAAUGUCCGUGGCAUGUGGCCGUGGGUGAUACGUGCAUCUGAGCCUCCAACGCUUCGUGUUGCUGCACUGCACUGCGCAAACUUGCGAUACUUUUCGUUUGUGGGUAUCAACGUUGGGAUCCACACUUUGUAGUGGCUCCAUUGUGGAGGGUCUCCUUGCGUACGAGACGCGUGUGCAGAGGUACUCAGCUGGUUGUACAGCAGCACCGGUGCAGCAGGAGCUGCGA
Molecule: messenger RNA, 2267 nt
Organism: Ectocarpus sp. CCAP 1310/34
Lineage: Eukaryota; Phaeophyceae; Ectocarpales; Ectocarpaceae
Source: the annotation of a GenBank genome assembly